This is a messenger RNA of Funneliformis caledonium, 1560 nucleotides long. The record is from the annotation of a GenBank genome assembly. Lineage: Eukaryota; Fungi; Glomeromycota; Glomeromycetes; Glomerales; Glomeraceae.
AUGAAUUUCCUUCACCGUGCAGCGUCAGGGUUUAUACGCAGAAAACCGGCGUUUGGCAAUAAUGUUUCCUCUUUGAAUCUACUAAGAAAUGGAAUAUAUCCUAUCGCUUUUAAAAACCGGAGGUCGUAUGCCUCCGAGGCUAAUACCGGUACAAUUCAAGCAAUUAUUGGAGCUGUAGUUGACGUACAGUUCAGCGAAGCAAACUUGCCUUCCAUUUUAAAUUCUUUGGAAGUUGAAAAAGAAGGUAGUCGUCUUGUACUUGAAGUAUCACAACAUUUAGGACAAAAUGUUGUUCGAACGAUUGCUAUGGACGGUACAGAAGGUCUCAUCCGUGGGCAAAAAGUCGUGGAUACUGGGGCACCAAUUAGAAUUCCUGUUGGUCCAGAAUGUUUAGGACGUAUUAUUAAUGUCAUCGGUGAACCUAUCGAUGAACGAGGCCCAAUUAAAACCAAAAAGUUGGCUCCAAUUCAUGCCGAUGCACCAGAAUUCGUUGAUCAAUCUACAACACCAGAAGUUCUUGAAACUGGUAUUAAAGUUGUAGACUUAUUAGCUCCUUACGCAAAAGGUGGUAAAAUUGGUCUAUUUGGAGGUGCUGGCGUUGGAAAGACUGUAUUGAUUCAAGAACUUAUCAACAACAUUGCCAAAGCUCAUGGUGGUUAUUCAGUAUUUUGUGGAGUAGGAGAACGUACUCGUGAAGGAAAUGAUUUGUAUCACGAAAUGAUUCAAACAGGUGUAAUUCAACUUGAUGGUAAAUCAAAGGCUGCUCUUGUAUUCGGUCAAAUGAACGAACCACCGGGUGCACGUGCUCGUGUCGCUUUAACUGGUCUCACCAUUGCCGAAUAUUUCCGUGAUGAUGAAGGACAAGAUGUAUUGCUUUUUAUUGAUAAUAUUUUCCGUUUCACUCAAGCUGGUUCCGAAGUAUCUGCUUUGUUAGGUCGUAUUCCUUCCGCUGUGGGUUAUCAACCUACCUUAAGUACUGAUAUGGGUAGUAUGCAGGAAAGAAUUACAACAACAAAAAAAGGAUCCAUCACCUCCGUACAAGCUGUAUACGUACCGGCAGAUGAUUUGACUGAUCCGGCUCCAGCCACAACUUUCAGUCAUUUGGACGCAACGACCGUAUUAUCACGUGGUAUUGCCGAACUCGGUAUUUAUCCGGCUGUGGAUCCUCUUGAUUCGAAAUCUCGUUUAUUGGACCCUCGUGUAGUUGGAGAAGAACAUUAUAGGGUCGCUACCGAUGUUCAAAAGAUUCUUCAAGAUUAUAAAUCUUUGCAGGAUAUUAUUGCCAUUUUGGGUAUGGAUGAACUGUCAGAAGAAGAUAAACAAACUGUCGAACGUGCAAGAAAAAUUCAAAGAUUCUUGAGUCAACCAUUUGAAGUUGCUCAAGUUUUCACUGGUUUUGAAGGACGUCUUGUAAAGUUAAAAGACACCAUUCGUUCAUUCAAAGAAAUCUUGGAAGGUAAAUGUGAUGACCUACCUGAAGCAGCUUUUUAUAUGGUUGGUGAUGUCGAAGAUGUUAGAAAGAAAGCAGAAACCAUCAUAAAAGAAUUAGGAGAAAACUGA